CACACACACAGAACAGUAGCCAGCCAGCAGCCGUGACGUGCACAUACACACACACACGUACAUAUAGUUACGUACAUAAGCUGCCAAGUUCUCUCUAUCUCUAUCUUUAAUUCUCUCUACCGAUUGACACUUGAGAGAGAGAGAGAGAAAAAAAAGUGAGAGAAGAGGGAAGAAAAAAGAGAGAGGUGAAGAAAAGAAGAAAUUUUAAGGAAGACCACCACCACCACCACCACCAACAACAACCAACAACAACAACAAUGAGAAAAGAAAACGUCAAAAUACCAAAAGAAGAAGAAAACGUGAGUGAAGCAAAAAUGGAAGGAGUGACACAAACAUUUCAAAUCAAGACUAGAGAUCGCAAGUACAUAGGCUUUGAGGACACGGAGGCGGAGACACAGUGGCAGGGCGCGUUCACCUUCAUCCAGGCAGCCGACACGCAACUAGGCCUACAGGAAAAAUAUAUAGAGAAAAAAACAAACCCUGGCUGGGAAAAAGAAGUGAAAUGGUGCACGCAAAUGGUGACAAAAGUUAAUAAAAUGAAUCCCGCGCCUAAAUUCUUGGUGAUUUGUGGUGAUCUAAUAGACGCGUACCCUUAUGAACGUAAUGGUGAUGAAAAGGAAACCAGACAACACCAGGAAAACGAUCUGAAAAUGGUGUUGAGUGAGCUGCAGAUCCCACUGGUGUGUGUGUGCGGAAACCAUGAUGUUGGAGACACACCCACUGCAAAAACUAUCCUUAAAUAUCAAUCCAGUUUCGGUGAUGACUAUUUCAGCUUCUGGUGCGGUGGUGCCUACUUUCUGGCGCUCAAUUCCCAGUUCUGGCAAGACAGGAGGGAGGUGGAAACACUCGCCAGGGCACAAGACGAGUGGUUAGAGGCUCAGUUGCUGUACAUCGAGCAACACAAGCCAAGACACUCGAUAAUACUGCAACACAUCCCUCCUUUCAUAGACACGAUAGAUGAACCGUCACAGUAUUUCAACCUGCCCAGUUACAUACGUCAGGAAAUGCUAGACAGGUUCAUAACUGCUGGUGUUAGGUACGUGUUCUGCGGCCACUACCACAGGAACGCUGGCGGUGUCUAUAACGGCCUGGAGGUUAUAGUCACAUCUGCUGUAGGGGCGCAGUUAGGAACGGAUGUUAAUGGUUACAGGGUUGUGAAUGUUAUGGAGGACAAAGUUGUGCAUUGUUAUCAUGGGGUGGAGUGAAGGUUUAAGUUAGGAAGGUGGAGUUAGGAAGGUUCCAGUUAGGAAGGUUAAAGUUAGGAGGGUUGAUUUAGAGUUAGUCUAGAUGUUAUGUUACCAGUGAUUGGAGUAAGGGUUAGGUUAGGUUAGGAAGAAUAAGUUAGGAAGGUUAGGUUUGGAACGUUGUGUUAGGAAGGUUAAAGUUAGAGUUAGGUUAGUAAAGGUUAGGUUAUUUGAGUGCAGUUUUAUCAGAAGGUUAGGUUAGGAAGGUUAGGUUAGGAAGGUCAAGUUAGGAAGGUUAGUUUAGAGUUAGGCUAGGAAAGGUUAGGUUAAGUGCAUUGUUAUCAGAAGUUGGAGUGAAGUUUAGGUUAGGAACAUUGCAGUUAGGAAGGUUAAUUUAGUUACACUAGAAAAAGUUUGUCAGGUUAAAUGCUUUGUUAUUAUGUGAAAUCAGGUUAGGAAGGUCAAGUUAGGAACGUUUAGAGUUAGGAAGGUAAGUGUAGAAUUUGGACAUUCAGAGUUAGACUGGAAAAAAAAGUUAGGUUAGGUCAAGUUAGGAACGUUUAGAGUUAGGAAAGAUUUGUUCAGUUAGGAAGGUUGUUCGGUUAGAUUUAGGUUAAUUCAAGUUUCAUUUGGUCAAAGUUAGGAAGGUUAGGUUAGGUUCAUAUGUGACCAAAUAGGUUAUAUACAGAUUACAUUAGGACAAGUUAGUAACAGAAGAGAGAGAGAGAGCACACACACACACACACACACACACACACACACACACACACACACACACACACAGUAAAAAUGUAAAAAUUAAUUCUCUAUACUGUAUGUCAUUUAUAUAAUCAAAUAUUUACUCAUGUUUUUGGGGAAAAUUUUAUCAAAUCAAUAAAUAAGUUCAGUUUUA
Molecule: messenger RNA, 2076 nt
Organism: Portunus trituberculatus (swimming crab)
Lineage: Eukaryota; Metazoa; Arthropoda; Malacostraca; Decapoda; Portunidae
Product: serine/threonine-protein phosphatase CPPED1-like
Exons: 2
Coding region: 258-1205 (315 amino acids)
Molecular function (GO): hydrolase activity
Source: RefSeq, a predicted model, not a curated record